CUGCUAUCUUGCGCUACUAGUAAAUAACGCAUACUAUCAUUACAUCAAAAAUGUACAAUCACGAAAUAAGGCUCACCCACCUGCUCAUAUCUUGGCGCGCACGUCCAAUUUGCUCACCACACGUUUUGUUCUCCAAUUCCUAACACACUUGCUUACUUAUUACAUUGUAACUACUUUUCCUCUCGUUUGACCUAUUUCUUAGCAAUGACGGAAAAACAAGACCUUAUGCUUGGGAAUCCCCCUCCGCAAGCAAGAAGAAAUGGUGUCUUUACUAAAAAAGUUGUUCUUGCAGUUUCGGCGGCGUUUUGUAUCUUCUUUCUUGGAAUGACUUUUUCAGAAGUUGAGAAAUAUCGCUCAAGCCGCUUCUUCCAUUCUCCCAAGGAUAGAGCUUUAUUUGCAUUGAAACUUUCACCUCUCAUUGACGGCCAUAAUGACUUCCCUACUUUUGUUCGUGAAACCUACGAGUACCAUUUGUCUAAUUUCAGUAUGUAUGAUCAUCUUUCGGGUCAUACCGACAUUCCUCGCAUCAAGGAGGGAAUGUUAAAAGGCCAAUUCUGGUCUCUAUAUGUUGACUGCCCUGCUCUUGACCCUGCAGCUGGUCUUCCUUGGAAUCGUUCGGGCGAAUACGAAGCCGUUCAUAAAACGUUCCAACAAAUCGACAUUGUUAAACGCAUGAUUAAAGCUUAUCCCGAAGAAUUUCGGUUUGUUACUCGGAGCGAACAGGUGCUUCCCGUUUCCCGUCGCAAGAAGGUUGCAAGCAUGAUGGGUAUUGAAGGCCUGCAUCAAAUUGCCGGUAGCGCAUCAACGCUUCGUCAAUACUACAACAUGGGUGUGCGUUAUGCUACUCUCGCUCAUAACUGUGACAACGUUUUUGCCGAUGCUGCUGUUCAUGGCAAUCAUACGAACGGUGGGCUGUCGGAUGCCGGACGAAAACUUGUCCGAGAAAUGAAUCGCCUGGGUAUGAUGGUCGAUCUUUCUCAUGUUACUCCUGAUGUUAUGCAUCAGACACUUGACAUCUCUGUUGCCCCUGCCUUCUUCUCACACAGCUCAGCCAAGGGGGUGUAUAAUCACCCUAGAAACGUCCCAGACGAUGUUUUGAAACGAAUUCCGGAGAAGGAUGGUAUCGUGAUGGUCAACUUUUACCCCCGAUUUAUUAGUCCUGAUCCCCUCAAUGCUACCUUGGAAACGGUAGUGGAGCACAUCAUGCACAUUGCUAAGGUUACUGGCUCCUAUAAACAUAUCGGCGUUGGCGCGGACUUCGACGGUAUUGAAAUUGUCCCUAAAGGUCUUGAAGAUGUUUCCAAAUAUCCGGAUUUGUUCAUUCGACUCGCCGAAAAGGGUCUUAGUAUACCCGAUUUGAUGGGUAUUGCCGGUCACAACCUUCUUCGGGUCUGGCAUAAGACAGAGAAGGCUACGGCCCUUGUUAAAGACCCCCCUUUGGAGUUUGAAGAUGAGUUUGAUGGUUCGGGCAUCUUUUAGGAUUACUUAAUUAACAUUUCUCCUUCACCGUAAUACGAUAUUAAUGAAUCAAUGCUUGUUUCACGUUACC
This is a messenger RNA of Schizosaccharomyces japonicus yFS275, 1549 nucleotides long. Its product is annotated as dipeptidyl peptidase. The transcript has a single exon. The record is from RefSeq and is a predicted model, not a curated record. Gene Ontology annotation, molecular function: metallodipeptidase activity; dipeptidase activity. Gene Ontology annotation, biological process: proteolysis. Bases 205 to 1479 code for a protein of 424 amino acids. NCBI's taxonomy places the organism in Eukaryota, Fungi, Ascomycota, Schizosaccharomycetes, Schizosaccharomycetales, Schizosaccharomycetaceae.